Messenger RNA from Closterium sp. NIES-67, 3119 nucleotides. Lineage: Eukaryota; Viridiplantae; Streptophyta; Zygnematophyceae; Desmidiales; Closteriaceae. The record is from the annotation of a GenBank genome assembly.
CUCACGGAUCCAUCGGUCUGGUAGGCUUUUUUCUACUUGUCGCAAUGCUGGGUUCUCCAGGUCUUUGAUUUUCACGUGACGAUGUCACGAGACUCGGAGCCCCUGUUCACUGAAUGUUGUGGCCAUAGAAUAGACGAGUCGAACCCUAGCGUCUACUCGUCAGUCUCUCCACGAUACUAUCGUACCAGCCACGUCAGCACAUAAUUAGUAUCUCAUUCUUUGGGGAGUGUCACGGUUGCGAGUGGUAAGCGUGUAGAUUUUCUCGCAUUGCGAUGAAAGAACCACGCGCAUUGUGCGUCUUACGCGAUAACGGCGGCCCCGCUAGCAGCGACGAAAGCAGCUGCGAUGACGAACCGGGCAGGAGAUCCGCCAAUAAGAGCUGCGCGGCGGUCACGUGCUACAGCCUGCCCCGGCUGUUCGAUCGACGGCUGAGAUCGCGGCGGAAACGGCAGACCGCUAAACCCACAGACUUUGGCCGUUCGAUCAAUCGCCGGGGUCUCUUUUCUCCUCGCGACGAUGCGGCGAAGCGAGGAAUCCGAUUCUACGUUGCGCAUAAGGACCUGGCGGAUGAGGAGGAGGAGGAGGAGGAGGAGGAGUUGCGGGGCGACGUGGAAAAGGAGAAAGGAGAGUUGGAAAACGUCGGAAGCUUGGAGGAGAGCGUCGCUAACGCGGAAGUUAGGCUGACAGGAGCACUGACGAAAGGCACACGUGGCAAGAAAGAAAGCCCCAGCGACAAGACCGAACCGUCAACCAAACCCUCCCUCGAACUCUCCGCAGCACUCUCAGUCGCUCCCACCGCUGCGCCCAUCACCUUCCCCGUCUCCCCGCAAUCCGACGUCUCCAGCGGCAGCGGCGCAUCACCGUUCGAUUCAGAGUCCCCGCGCCCAUCGCCGACGUCCAUCUUCAGCCUCUUGCGCCUCUCGUCGGACUCGGACCGCUCGCUCCAAGUCGCCUCCCCGACGGGAAUCGACGCUUCCCCGUCCGCACGAGGCGACGCCCCGUCCGCCACCGCGGCAAUCGCGGGGAUGCGUCUCGUGGCUCCGAGAUUAGACAUGCCGGAAGCGGCGGCGGAUCUCGAGCAGGCCAUUGUCGGGCAGCUGAAUUUUAGUAGCAGUGGCGUCAGUGGCGGCAGUGGCGGCAGUGGCGGCAGUGGUGGCAGUGGCGGCAGUGGCGGCAGUGACGGCAGUGACGGCAGUGGCGGCAGUGACCGCAGUGGCUGUAGUGGCGGUGGCGGCCGUCAGUCCGCUUCGCAUUGCGAGUCUAGUAGCUGCUCCGACUCUGCCGAUAUCGGCGUCCCCAUAGCGCAGCCAUGCACAGUCACGGACGAGCACGUGGCCAGCGUCAUUCCAUCCGGCCAUGGCGCUAGUAGAUCGACGGUCAGAGGUGAGAGCUGCUCUGACGGCUCGAGCUGCUCUGACGGCGUUCCGAUCGCCCAUCCACUCGUUGCCGACGGAGCAACGUCCCCGCUUGACGACUUGUCGGACCCGUGGCGGAUCACUCGCAGCUUCAGCGAGAGAUGCGGGGGGAGUAGCGCCAUUGGAAGCGGCGCGAAGGCCAACAGGUGGCGCGCUGCCGCUCGCCUCAGCGCCGAUUUCGGCGCCUGUCCAAUCGACUCCUCGCAGCUUCUGCGCACACCGGACGUGCCCAGGGGGGGGGAUGGCUUGUGCGGCACUCAGAUAGCCCAACGACGCACAUCGACCCUCCCCGAACGAGGCGCCCUAGAUCGCAAUGUACGCCGACAAAUGCGCCCCAUACGACACGUGUCCUCGUCGCCCGCGCUUCGAGUCCUCCCGCGAAUUGCGAGCGAGGGGGCGAACCGACGGGAGAGGGGCGAAGGCGGAGCGGGCCGACGCGACGGGAGUGGGUCACUCCCACGGGUUGGGGGGCGAGAGGGCGGGGGGGAGACGCGAGUGGCGGACGCGGCAUUGAGGCUUCUGGCCGCGGGGGCAGGGGGGUCGAGCGCGGGCAUGAUGGCUGGCGGAGUCGAUGGGGAGCGGACGGUUCCGCGCGUGCGAAGUGCAAAGGUUGUUUUUCCGUUUCGUGAAGGUCAAACGACGAGCGUGGGACAGGACGCAGGUGUUUCGCCACCUCGAGCUGGUUACCGUCCAGCCUCCCCUCGCAUCCUUCGCAGAACCUCGCGAAAAUCAUUUCAUGAAGCCCCAGUGAGGCGAAGUCUCUCGUCAUGCACCCUCAAAAGCGCGUCCUGCAGUGUUCCUGGCAACGCGCUGAGCCGCCACAGGAGAAGUGCCAGCGAGGCAAUGGGGCGAGGUGGUAUGGAUGGCAGACUAUCGGUGGGGGGCGGUGCUGGAGAGGAUUGCAAGGAGAAAGCGAGUAGCGGUGGUGUGGGUGCUCUGAUCAUGGCUGAAUCCUCUGCCACCCCUCCGAGCCAUCGUGCGCCCUCCAAGCAGCGCCGUCCCAUCAGCCCGUCUGGGCAACAGAAGGCUGGCUGCCCCGGAGGGCAUACUGUGAGGGUGAAGAGGCCGGUCAUUCUCUUUGACUGCUUGGACGAAGAGGACGAGGGGAAAGAGGAAGCAGAGGGCAUUGGAGGCUGCGUCUCAGGCAACCUUGCGACCGACGUGCGAGGUGCUAGCACAAAUUCUGCUGGUCAGGUUUCCCAGCAACAGGAGCAGCAGCCGUUGCUGCUGCAAUGCAAGCUGACGAAAGGGCAUGAUAUCUUGCUAAGGCCUCCCACACCUUAUUGCCGCGUUCAAUCUCCCUGGGAUGAUGGUGAUGGCCCCUCUGCUUGCCCCAUGCCACUCCGCCACAGCCAGGCACCAGCUUCACCGGCUCAUAUGGCGCUUCAAGCCUCUAGCCAAGCCUCUGACACCUCUGGGGCUUUACAGAGUAGCAUGCAACCAUCAGGACAAGCGAAAGGAGAAGGCAUGGAGACAAGACAAGUGAGACUGAAGAAUGCAAGUGAGCGACGGGUCUCAUUCAGUAAGGUGGUCCGAGUCAGGAGGAUAAUAACAGAUUGUCAAGGGCAGAAAGGGUAGCCAUUAAAGGGAAUCAAGGAAAGCAAAUGUGAUUGACAAUUCUUUCCUUGCUUUAUUAUGUAGCAUAAAUUGAGACGUUUGUUACUUGCUGGACAACCCACCAGUGCGGGUGUUGGACUGCAGCGA